AUGUGUGAUGUUUGUUCGGAGUUUUCACAACUUCUAAUAAAUUGUGAAACUCGUUUGACCGACGAUGAGUCUCAAUACCAAACUAUAAGUCUUUCUGAGUUUGAAACAGUAUUGAAUUACAUAGUUUCGUGGUCUCAGCGGCAAUGCAUGUGCUGUUAUCGCGAUGUAAAAAACUACGAAAGGUUCUAUCUUGUGGUGCAAAGUAUUAUUUGUCUAUCCAUAUAUCAGCUGAAAUUACUCAAAGAUGAAUUAGUUGUUGCUGCAAAAAAUCUAAACAAUGAGUCCGAAUCUAACAAAGACAAAUCCAGUGAAGAAAAGAGUAUAGUUAACAGUGAUGAAAAUAAAGAUGAAUAUCCAAGUUCCUCAAAACAUGAAAGUACAAAAGCACCUGAACCAAGUGCACAAAAUAAAGAUGAUUCACCAACUAGUGAGAAACUAUCCACCCAAGAAGAAUCAGAAGCAUGGACAGAGGAGCAGAGGGAAAAGCUUCUCAAUUUUGUGUCAAAACUGUUUUUACACAACUUUCCCUUGUAUGUAGCUUGCAAACAUUCAACCUUAAAUAGGCUAGAUGACCUCUCUGCCCAAGAAAUAACAAAUCUGAGCUCAUUUUGUGAUCUUCAUGAUACGGAAAUACCACCUUAUCUCUUAAGAAAUGUUAAUUUAUUCUGUAAACUGGGUGGUGUGUUUACUAUGACAGCUGUCUUUGAGCAUGCAACACCAAAGACACUUUCAGUAACUUUGGCACAUGCUAUGGUGGCUGCUGUGGGGAAUUUAAAGCUCUGGUUGAACUUUAGAGCUGUAGGACAACAAUUUAUGCCUCUCAGAAAUAGAAUAAUGAAAUACAUGUGCAGUUUAGAAGAUAAAGAUCUGAGGUUAGCUACAGUCAAAUCUAUGGCAGAUUUUAUGUGGGGUGCAGCAAAAGAGCCAUUAGACACACCAUCUUUAAUAGACGAAGAUGGCUUGGCACUGGCUUUUAAAUACUUCAACAGCAGCACAUUGACUAUGAGACUGGCUGGAAUUGCUCAGAUCAAUGCACAUAUUGCAGCACAUAAUGAAUUGUGCGCUGGAGAGUCAGCGGCGGAUGCAGAGGCAUCGGGGCAGCAAUUGGCUGCUUGGUUAUCAUAUCAUGACAUAAUUGAACACUUGUUUGGGCCUAAUUUACAUGUUGAGGUUAUAAAACAAUCGCACAUGAUCCUCAAGUUUUUGGCCGUGGAAGGUCGAAUCACAUCAGAACAUGUGGAACUCAUAUGGGCUGCGACUCAGCUUAAACACUGUGGUCGUCAGGUUUAUGACCUGCUGCCUGGGUUUAUCAGAGCACUGUCGCCCAAACCGUGCGCCCAUCUGUACAGUUUACUGUGUGCCUUGCCACCGAAGGAACAUACUGAGCAGAGUUUAUAUCUCGCAUCAGCGUUGAUGCGUGCAAUGUGGUCACGCGGUCGAGCAGGUGUAACUGUCAGCAGCCCGGUGGGGGAACCAGCACGUUUGCCACCUCCUGCAUGCAAGCCACAUCGCUCUUCAUCGGAGGCCAGUGUUAGCAUGGACCAGACAAAUUCUGAUGAUGACCCGUGUGAGGAGCUAAGUACAUCAGGCGAGGAAGCUGGUCCCACUCCAAGAAAGCAAAGUAAACACCAAAGAGAGCUUACAGCCGAUCCAGAAUGGCUUCGAGAAGGCGAAGAGCUAAACAAGAAAGAUUGUGCAACAAUGAAGUCAUGUCAGAAACGCAACAAGCGUGCCGGUAGCAGUGGGAGUGCGAGUAGUGGUGCCGAAGAGCUGAUGCGACCGCGUAAGAAGAAACUCUACAAGAAACGUCACAAGCCCGGCAAGACAAGGCAUUUCCCGGCGCAAAUUAAAAGUGCAGAAUUAGCCGAAUCAGUAUCAGAUGUGGAGGAGGAAUCCAGUGGAAGCGAUACUGCCCACUGCCAGUUAAUUUGUGACAAUGUGGAUGCAAGACGCUUAAUGGAGCUACGACUAUUAGAAAGUUACAAGCGGUCUGAAGAAGAAGGCAGCGCUUCCUCCGCUGUAUCGCCCCAUUCACAUCGCUUGCCCGAUCUGGAUGAAGAUGAUUCUGCUUGCGAGGAGGAACUAGCUAGGCUUGCUGCUCAGGCGCAGUGUAUGCCUGAAUAUCAAGUGGGAGGGUUAGUAGCUGGUGCUUUAGGAAUGGGUGGAGUUGUGUCUGGCGGUGCCCUACCUUUCAACGUAGAUGACGUUUGCCGUCCUGGGAAUACGCUCUUGUGGGAUUUGUUACAAGAUGGAGCAAUUGAACAACUCGGAGAAGGACUCGCUUUAGAAGCAGAGAAAGCUCUCUGUGCACUCCUGUGUUUUAGCACAGAUAAGUUUAUCAGAAUCAAGUUUAUCGAAGGAUGUCUUGAUAAUCUAGCUAAUCACAGGUCUGUUGCGGUGUCGCUGCGAUUACUGCCGAAAUUGUUCUCAUCAUUUCAACAACUGCGCGGCAUGGAUAUGCACCAGGUUGUGAUGUGGGCGGAACGCGAACGCGGUAUGAUGCGAUUGUUUCUAGAGGACUUACGCCACUACGUGAAACAGAGAGCUUCCAGUGGCAAUGGACAGUUAACUACGGAAGCACAACAUUACGCGCAUAUAACUGAACUCACUGUGCGCUUACACUUCCUUACUGCUAUCUUUUCGCCAGUUGGGUCGCCGCAUCACUUCCGAUUGACUGUGGAUCAAGUGGAAGAGCUGUGGCAGUGCCUUGUCGUUGACGGCACGAGUGAAUGCGCUGAUUGUCUAUACUCUUGGUUGCUGUCGCACACGAAGUCACCGGACCAACAUGCUCUAGGGUUGGAUGCCUUAAGAUUCCUAUACGUCGAAAAGAUGCCCACUUUAGAUCCUGAGACAAUAAGCAUAAUGGGGCUAAGCCUAUACCAGCAGCUAUGUAAUCUCGCGCGGAUGGCACUCGGCGCGGGAGACACGCACCCCCACCAUCCACACCAUCCCCAUACAUUAGCAAUGGAUCAUCUGUGGAAGAUUGCUCUAAGAGCGAACAGCACAGAUGUCUCGAUGGGUGCAAUCCAGUACUUAAACAGUUACUAUAUGGGACAACAGCUUCAACAAGAAGAUGAUUUUGUAUCGAAGUGCAUGUUUCACCUGUCGUCCGCCGCUGAGAUUCUCAUUUCUAAAAGCCAGGAUGGCGAAGGCACCUCCAACCAGGACGAUAAAUGUGAAAUUAAAGAAGACAAAGUGGCGGAUAAACAGAAUAUAUACGAUCACAUGACCGAGGACGCCGCAUUGCAGUGCAUACAGAGGGCGUUGUUGUUGCUGAAGACGCAUUUGGAUACGUUUAAAAGGAGAUACGCUUAUCAUUUGCGACGCUGGGCGCUAGCCGAGUCGGGCGCUUGGGAGGGCGGAGUCACUGGUGGGGGUAGCGUUCGUGUGACGUUGCAGCCAGCUGGGGCAGGCCCGCGAGCUGUUCUCACAUUGCACCACUCGGAUCUGGUAGCGCAUUUGCGUGCGCAUGUUCAUGUCUGGUGGGAGAAACAGAUACAAGGCGAAGAAGCUGUCACCGCUCUAUCUACAGAUGGUCCUUUGAGGAUGAUAACACAAGGGCAAGAACUUACAAUUGAUUAUGACGAGCGUACCCUAUAUGAUAUGGGAUUCAAAGAUAAUCAGUUGGUAUUCGUAUCUGUGGGCGUUGGUAGUCGUGGCGCAUGGGCGGAAUGGCCAUCUGCUCAACCUGCGCCGGCGCGUGCUAGAUUGCCGACUUACCUUCUUCUAGAUCCUACAUACUUCCACCAGCUAUUUACACUCAUGCAAGCACUCGGGCAAAUGAAGGAACCGGCUCCCAACGGGGAACUCAUGGCUCACACGAAAGCCCAACUGCUGUCGCGGCGAGUGUGGGACAUUCUUCAAGCAGUCCCCCUUAAUCCAACGCUGCUGGAGGCAUUUCAAAAUCCCACAGAGAAUAAAUUACCAGAACUCCUUGAUCCUACGAGUCCACAGAAACUCAUGUACUCCCUGCAUAUUAUAGACAAAUUAAGCUCUAAUAAUGGCAGCCCCAAUGUGAAGGAAACUUCUGGAAUUUUAAAAGCGAUUACCGAAAAGACUGAAGACAAAACGAAUGUAGAUAACUGGAAUGAAUUAUUUAUUAAAAAGGGUGGAUUGCGGUUGCUGUACGAUAUUAUAAUGUCUGGUGUAUUGCAACGCAACGACGACAGCGAAUGGAGGCAAGACUGCUUGGCCUUGCUGCUUCAAUUAUUGUGUCGUAUUGGCACUUUGCCCUGUGCAGAAACUGGACAAACACCUAAGUUACAUCCAGCACUAUUAGCACUAAUGAGCGUAGAAGAGACGACGGACCGGUUAAUAUCGAUACUCUGCGAAGCUGCCUCCGCUAAAGAGCCCAACACCUACAAAACAGGAUUCUGGGGACGAGCACAGGUGGUUCAACAUGCAAUGCGCAUGUGCGUUGUAUGGGCUCGUGGUGGAGGCGAGGCUGCUGCGCUUGCGUGGGCCUUGCGGAAAGCGGCACCACGACUGUUACUCGACGAUGCUGAUCCAGCGGUUCGUCGUGAAGCCGGUAGUGCCCUAUAUCGGUUGUGUGCCGGUGGAGAGGUAGCAGUUCUAGCGCCUCUGCUGCAAUUGCUGCUACAGCAUCUACCGCGUGCUGCUGACAUGCGACCACAUCCUCAACACUAUCAUCAUCACCACGAGGUGGUACAUCAUCACGCGGAAGAGGGAAAAGAACCCUAUGGACCUGCUUGUCGAGACUAUUUCUGGCUUGUUUGUAGAUUAAUAGACGGAUUGCCUGAAGACUUCUUUAAAGAAGGUGCAUUGUCAGAAGACAGUGGAGCACCAGAUUUAAAUGAGCUCUGCGAGCAAAUAAGUUGCUCAUUAGAGAAGAGAGAAAUAAUAGAAAAGCGGUCAGAGCCAUGUACUCCAGACGACGGUCUUUACGGGCAAUUAAGUCUACUUACACACCUUUUAAAACACCCCCUAAACUUCAAAACUUCUGAACAUGGUACUCGGACAUUAGAAAUGAUAUUUGGUUUUCUGUUUGAUGUACCAAAUCCCACGCAACGCAACCUACCAAAGUGCAAAUCCCAGAAGUCACGAGCAGCUGCUUAUGACCUAUUGGUAGAACUAGUCCGUGGUGCUCCUGAUAAUUAUAUGGUGCUUUAUCAGAAACUAAUGGAACAUCAUAAACCAGGACCGUCAGCGUCAUACCCCUGGGAUUAUUGGCCAGCUGAAGAGUCGCGUUCGGAGUGUGGGUACGUUGGCCUCACAAACCUCGGUGCCACGUGCUAUAUGGCAUCCUGCAUGCAGCACUUGUAUAUGAUGCCGCAUGCCCGCGCUGCUAUUCUUCAGGCGGACCCCGCUAAUAGUCGUCACGCAGCGACCCUUCAUGAGAUGCAGCGAAUGUUCGCUUACCUAUUGGAAAGUGAAAGAAAGGCUUACAACCCGCGAAGUUUUUGCAAAGUGUACCAAAUGGACCAUCAGCCCCUGAACACUGGGGAACAGAAAGAUAUGGCGGAGUUCUUUAUCGAUCUCGUAUCGAAACUAGAAGAAAUGACGCCCGAACUAAAGAAGCUAGUUAAAACUUUGUUCUGCGGAGUUUUAAGUAAUAACGUUGUUUCAUUGGACUGUCCACACGUAUCUCGGACACUUGAAGAAUUUUACACAGUUCGCUGUCAAGUGGCGGACAUGCGCAAUUUGCAUCAGAGUCUCGACGAAGUGACUGUCAAGGACACGCUAGAGGGAGACAACUGCUACACAUGCUCGCACUGUUCUAACAAAGUGCGGGCUGAGAAACGAGCGUGCUUCAAGAAACUUCCGCGGAUACUAUGUUUCAACACGAUGAGAUACACAUUCAACAUGCUCACAAUGCUAAAGGAAAAAGUCAACACGCAUUUUUCAUUUCCGAUGCGAUUAGAUAUGUCCGGUUAUGUUGAGAAACAUUUGAUGCCGGCGCAGUAUCAAGAGGAGAAAAGGAAAUCUGCUGAGUUGAGAAAAGAUGGUGAAAAUAGUCCAAAUGUGGAUAGCGAUGAGAGUGUGGAGGAUGAACAUUAUGAGUACGAAUUGAUCGGUGUCACCGUACACACGGGCACCGCGGACGGCGGGCAUUACUACUCGUUCAUACGCGACCGUGAACGAACGCAGCACGAUCGGUGGCUGCUAUUCAACGACGCUGAAGUUAAGCCUUUCGAUCCAGCGCACAUUGCUGCAGAAUGCUUUGGGGGAGAGAUGACGAGCAAAACAUAUGACUCGGUGACAGAUAAAUUCAUGGACUUCUCAUUUGAAAAGACGAACAGCGCCUACAUGUUGUUCUAUGAGCUGAGUCCGCCUCGAAAUCAGCGAGGGUCUGACUCAGGACAGCAGGAAGAACCACAGUCAUCGACAGCCGAGGAGAGUACCAGUUCUUCGCUAGAACGUCGUAAUAGUGAAGUGCCAGAGAUCCAUGUACCGCCUGAACUAUUAAAUUGGAUCUGGGACGACAACAUGCAAUUCUUACACGAUAAGAAUAUUUUUCAACAUUCCUACUUUACGUUUAUGGGUCAAAUGUGUAGUUCCGUGCCACAGUCCUUGUUAACUUUACGACCCGAAGUGACAGAGGUCGCUGCGCGUCUUUCAACCUCGUUCUUUAUUGAAACGUUUAUACACGCUAAAGAAAAGCCAACUAUGGUUUCGUGGGUGGAAUUAGUCACGAAACAGUUCAACGCGUCUGCUGCUGCCUCUGAAUGGUUCUUGGGCCAUAUGGCGGAUGAUACAUGGUGGCCAAUGCAGGUGUUGAUAAAAUGUCCGAAUCAAAUGGUUCGGCAAAUGUUUCAGAGGCUAUGUAUGCACGUCAUACAGAGGCUAAGGUCUAGUCAUUGUGCCUUAUACCUACAGGGUAUGGAGGAAGGCGAGGAUAGUAGUAAAUUGGGUGAAGCGAGCUGUGUUACUAGGUUUAUAAGAAUGUUGUUGUCUUUGAUGGAAACAGGAGCGCGAUCGCAUUUGCGCCACCUGACGGAAUAUUUCAGUUUAUUAUACGAAUUCAGCAAGAUGGGCGAGGAAGAGGGGCGUUUCAUGUUACGUGUCAAUGCAAUAUCCAGUAUGGUCAAUUUUUACCUGGGACAGAAUACUAAUACGGUGGAAUCACCGACAGAAGAAGCGGGCAGUAGUGGAAGCGGAAGUGGUAACAAUGAGUCAGUAGGGGCGGGGGAUAAGUUGCGGCCCGGGGCAUUAGACAAAAUGGUUGCCCUAGUGGCCGGUUUAGUUGAACGUUCUAGAGAUACCAGUGGUCAUCUGGCCCUUGCUGAAAGUGAUGCUAAAGCUUUAUUACACGCAAAGGGGUUUCCGUUUCUCUAUCAACAAACACGAGAUUGCCUGAACCUUCAGCAGACGCGCUCUUUGAUAUUUGCGCUGUGCCGCUGGAACGAACCGCUUGCACAGAAAAUAGUCAACAUGAUCUUUCAAGCGAUAGCUAAACAUUCUGAAAGUUGCGGUCCAUUUUUUAAAUUAAUAACCUUACUCGUGGAAGGGAGUGGCGGGGGGAUCGGGGGGCGGUAA
Leptosia nina is the source of this 7497-nucleotide messenger RNA. Lineage: Eukaryota; Metazoa; Arthropoda; Insecta; Lepidoptera; Pieridae. The record is from the annotation of a GenBank genome assembly.